Molecule: messenger RNA, 5292 nt
Organism: Equus caballus (horse)
Lineage: Eukaryota; Metazoa; Chordata; Mammalia; Perissodactyla; Equidae
Gene: FIBCD1
Product: fibrinogen C domain containing 1
Source: RefSeq, a predicted model, not a curated record
GCGCGCAGCGCGAGCGGCAGGCGGGCGGGCGGCGGGCGGCUCUCGCGCUCCCGCUCCGGCUCUCACCCGCACACACCCGCGCUCACGCCGGCACACACCCGCACGGCACACGCACACGCACGCCCGCUGGCCCGGGCAGCCCCGGCGCGGGGCACGGAGGCGGGGAUCCGGCGGGCGGAACGCGCCCGGCCCCGGAGCCCGCGCCCACCUCGGCGCCUUUGCGCUCCGCAGCGGCGCGCCUCGCCCCGCGGUCCCGCCAGUCCUGCCGGAAGAUGGUCAACGACCGGUGGAAGACCAUGGGCGGCGCUUCCCAACUUGAGGACCGGCCGCGUGACAAGCCGCAGCGGCUGAGCUGCGGCUACGUGCUGUGCACGGUGCUGCUGUCCCUGGCGGUGCUGCUGGCCGUGGCUGUCACCGGCGCCUUGCUCUUCCUGAACCAUGCCCGCACGCCCGGUACGGCGCCCCCGCCCGUCGUCAGCACCGGGCCGGCCGGCGCCAACAGCGCCCUGGUCACUGUGGAGAGGGCCGACAGCUCGCGCCUCAGCAUCCUCAUCGACCCGCGCUGCCCCGACCUCGCCGACGGCUUCUCCCGCCUGGAGGGCGCGCAGGCCUCGGUGCUGCGGGCACUGAGCGAGCAGCAGGCCAGGCCGCGGCUGGCGGGCGAGCAGGAGCAGGAGCUGCUGGACACCCUGGCUGCACAGCUGCCCCAGCUGCUGGCCCGCGCCGCGGAGCUGCAGGCCGAGUGCGCCGGGCUGCGGAGGGGCCACGGCGCUCUGGGCCAGGGGCUCAGCGCCCUGCAGAGCGAGCAGGGCCGCCUCGUCCAGCUUCUCUCCGAGAGCCAAGGCCACAUGGCUCACCUGGUGAACUCCGUCAGCGACGUCCUGGACGCCCUGCAGAGGGACCGGGGGCUGGGCCGGCCCCGUGUCAAGGCUGAUCUUCAGAGGGCGCCUGCCAGGGGAUCGCGGCCCCGGGGCUGCGCCAAUGGCUCUCGGCCACGCGACUGUCUGGACGUCCUCUUGAGCGGCCAGCAGGAGGAUGGCAUUUACUCCAUCUUCCCCACACACGACCCGGCCGGCUUCCAGGUCUACUGCGACAUGCACACGGGCGGGGGCGGCUGGACGGUGUUCCAGCGCCGGGAGGAUGGCUCCGUGAACUUCUUCCGCGGCUGGCAGGCCUACCGGGACGGCUUCGGCAAGCUCACAGGGGAGCACUGGCUAGGGCUCAAGAGGAUCCACGCGCUGACCGCACAGGCCGCCUACGAGCUCCACGUGGACCUAGAGGACUUCGACAACGGCACGGCCUACGCCCACUACGGCAGCUUCGGCGUGGGCCUGUUCUCCGUGGACCCCGAGGAGGACGGGUACCCGCUCACCGUGGCCGACUACUCGGGCACCGCAGGGGACUCCCUCCUGAAGCACAGCGGCAUGAAGUUCACCACCAAGGACCGCGACAGUGACCACUCGGAGAACAACUGCGCCGCCUUCUACCGCGGCGCCUGGUGGUACCGCAACUGCCACACGUCCAACCUCAACGGGCAGUACCUGCGCGGCGCGCACGCCUCCUACGCCGACGGCGUCGAGUGGUCCUCCUGGACCGGCUGGCAGUACUCGCUCAAGUUCUCCGAGAUGAAGAUCCGGCCGGUCCGAGAGGACCGCUAGACCGGUGCCCUCAGGCCCCGCCCCCGCCCCAUCCCCAUGCCCCGCCCCGCCCCAUCCCGCUCCUGCUGGAAUGUUCCACCCGCUGGCGCAUGGCUGACCGGCUUGGGCCGGCUAACGACACUGAGUCACCCUGGGCGGGGAGGUCACACGUCACCUCCACGCUGUCCCCACCCGCCCAAUUUGCCUCUGCUGAUGAGGGGCCGGGCAAACGACCCCAUAUUCUACCUGCCAGACUUUGGCUCCCGGGCUGUCUGCCGUCUCCUGGCCGGGAGUCUGCCACGCGCCCGGCAGGCCCCUCCAGUCCGAACACGCGGAGUUCCGGGGUGCGGAGAAGGGCAGAUACACCCCUGGAGCCCCUUUAGCCGAUCAGAGCACAUGGAUCUUUCUGAGUCGGAUGGAUCCGAGGCCAGCUCCUCUGGCCCGCCCGGCCCCUCCCUCGUUUCCAUGGUGCCUGGAGCUCCCACCUCUCCCCCCAGGACUGGGGUGUGGCUGAUGCUGGGGCUGCCUGAGGCCUUGGGCUGGGGCGAUGAAUCCUGCCGUGACCCCAGGCCAGGCUGGUGCAGAUGCCUGCGGAGACUCACGCCCCGAGGUGACCCCCCCCCCAUCCACCCUGUGUCCCCGCAGGCCUGGAGGUCUCCAGUCCCCUCGGCUGCCCUGCCCAGCCCCCUGCCUUCCUGGGGCAGCGCAGCCGCCCCGCCCAUGUUCUUCUGCCCCAGGAGGUGGAGGCAGGUCUUGUACCACUGGGCGGAUGAGGGCUUCUUGAUUUUCGGGGCUGCACCACCCCCACUACUGAUUUCCAGGGACUACAGGACCCCGGGCCUCCUGGGAGCAGGCCUGGAGUGUGGAGGCUGGACCUGAAGGGGUUUGGUGGCUGUCACCCCAUCAACCUGGAGACUGCUCUCUCAGUGGGGAGGUGGCCCCCUGCUGUGACUGUAGAUGCUGCCACCUCGGGUCGGGGGAAGGGACCUCACUGGGCAAAUGGGGGAGACUGAAGCACCGGCCAGGCCCUCAGAGGCAUUUUCUCAUUGAGUCUGCCCAGUGUGCUCUCAUUGGCGCCCUUCCCUCCUGGCCCCCAAGAACCACAGGUUCCCAAGGUCAGUGCUGCAAAGGGCAGGGUGGGUGCCAGCCCUCAACCCUGCUCAGCAGCCUCAGGCCCCUGACGCCUGUGUGGUCAGAACCGAGUGCAGGGCUGUUUCUCGAGUUCCCGCCUAGGAGGACCUGAUGGGGGCCUGUGAGAGGGCUGGGGAGUCAGCCUGGGGAGCUGCCCAGCCGGGGGCACCCUGGUGACCCCUCCCCAGGCAGGAGGGAGGGGGUUUCCCUCACAGGACACCCGAAGGCAGGUGAAGGCAGGUGAACGGGGGCUGUGGAGUUCAGCUCUCCUUUCCCCUUCUGCUGCAGUUUGUGCUUCAAUAAUAACAAGUCGGAGUUGGCCAGGGGCAGCAGGAAAGUUCCAGAGUGCCACUGGCUGGCGUGCGACCUGGCCAGUCCCCUCUCACCCCACCUGGUCAGCGGCAUUCAGCAAAGGUUUGCUGAACACCCGCUGUGGGCCAAGGCCUGCCCUGGGUGCCGGACAGGGUCACCUGCCCUCUUGGCACUCAGCUGGAAGCAGAGACGGCCCAGAAAUGGGGGAUCACAGCCCAGUGUGACCUGGGCGAGGGGGGUGGGUCAGCGUGGAGGAAGAUGUGAACAAGAUGACACCUGCCGGCCCCCUUCUCCAUCCUCUAGAAACCAAGGGCCAGCCCAAACCAGUGGCCUGGACCCUCAGCCAAGGAGCAGAGGCUGCGUCCUCAUCCCGGGGAGCCCCCCUCUGCCCCCCAGCCCCAGGCUGGAGCCGGCUUCUGCCGAGCCUUGCAGAGCCAGCCACUGUUUAGAAGGUGCCAGGCGCUUUCUGAUCUGUCAUCAAACAGUUCCUGGUGAGUGUGAUGUUAAGGGAUUCGCAGAUGUGCGUGUGCGUCAGGAGGCUCAGGGGCGCUCGUGCCAGGGCUUGGCCAUGGAACAGACAUGCCGAAGCUGGACCUGGCGGGCGGACAGGCAAGGGCGGCCUUCAGGAGCCUGUGGUCCAGGUCUCAGCAUCAGGACGACCUGGAGACACCCACUCCUUCCUGUCUGGGAGCACCGGCCCCAUGCCUAGCCCAGGCCUGGCACCACUAGGGGACAUGGCAGGACCAAACACUGGCUGGUGGGCACAAAGCCCGUCAGGGAAGGGACAGCCAAGGCCAGCACACCCCCUGUCCUAAGGGGCACCCCUGCAAAGGCGGUGCUGGGCACAGACAGGCCCUGCACACCGCUCGGGGCCAGGAGGCUCUAGUCUCAAGGAGCCCACAGUGUGAUGUCAGCGUGAAUAGCCGUCACGGGAGAUGGGCAUGGCCACAGGAACAAGGGGAUGCUGGGAGAGCCAGGGGCAGGGGCAGCUCCACUGAGACCUGGGGGAUGACAGACAUGUGCAAAGGGUCACCCAGGUCCUGUGGUCACUAUACCUGAACCCUGACCCAUGGGGCCCGAGUUGAUGGUUUGAUGGUGGGGUGCCUGUGGCCCCCCUAUGCCAAGGCACCUGCCCCUGUCCUUCUUCCUUUGAUGAGGAGCGAGCCAAGCAGGGAGGGGUCUGUACACCGGGGUCUUGAGGUGGUGCAUGUGUUGUCCCAAAAGCUUCUGGAAGUUCCUUUCCACAAGCGCAGGUAGGUUCUGUGGAGCCAGCCAGUGGCCUCAUUCCUUGUCCUCCAGACUGGGUACAUCUCUGAGAGUUGAACCAGAGGCCAGUUGGCUGGCCACCUGAGCUCCCCAAGUCCGGAGGAUGGACGGACCUUGUGUUUCCACCGGGAUGGCUUCUGCACCGUCAGCCGGGAAAUGAGGACUGAGCUGGGAGCGGUUCUCAAGUUGCAGGCCCCCUGCAGCCCUGUAAAUAGGUUGUAUAAUGGCUGUCUUGGGGCAGAAGCGAGGGCCCCAGUACCCACCUCUUGCUGGUCACCCCCACCCAUAUCCACGCAGGCCUCUGGCUGGCCUGGCUGCGGCCGGAGCCCGGAGGCUGAGCCCUGUCACCCAGGACUCACAGGCUUAGUGAGGCGUGUCAACAGCAACUGCCAGCUGCAUCCGCUACACCGGGAGGAGCGGGAGGAGGGGGGGAUGCCCUGUGUGCUGACAUGGGGGACAGGGAGACAUCAGCAAGGCCCACGGUCCUGUGGAGUUUGAAGAGCAACAUGCUGGCAGGAGGACACGUUCGGGGAUGUGCUGAGCCCAGAACAAAGGACACUAGGCGUUCGUCCAAGUGGCCGGGGCCUCCACUUCUUCAUGUGCUUGCAGGGAGAGGGCUGUCCCCAAACAGAGUGGGCCAAGCAGCAGGCAGGACUCUGCACACCUGGAGGGCUGAGGCUGGACUUCGGUGGGACUGCGGGCGUGACAGGGAGUGGGGACGGGGCUCUGACCUGGGGUCGGCCACAUUAGCCUCCCACCGUGCCAAGAGGCAUGCCUGACUGUCCACAAGGCUGGCAGGUGUGUGGGGGGCGCCAGGGUGGGGAGGGGACCCCAGGGCCAGCAUGUCUCUGACAGACAGAGCAUGGUGUUGGACAGUGCUAGGCUGGGCUGCGUGCACCUGGUGUCCCGUGUGUUCCUGUCCCCAAUAAAGUCUCAUGGUGACCUG